UAAUUGUAUCUAUAUAUAUAUUCACGCUUCAAUUACUUGAUACCCGAAACCCCUCUUUCUCCUUGUAACCCGUUUUCAGAUCGAUUCCAAAGCGCUUUUUGGUUUGAAUUUGAAGAAGCCAACGUUCAUUGAUCGAUGGGAGAAUCCGAGGUGGUUGUGUUGGGCUGGUGGCUAAGCAUGUUCGAUCCGAGGGUGAGAAUCGCUUUGGCUGAAAAAGGCGUCGAAUAUGAGUACAUACAAGAAGACAUCCCAAACAAAAGUCCACUUCUUCUCAAACACAACCCCAUUCACAAGCUCAUCCCAGUUUUGAUUCACAACGGGAAAUCCAUCUGCGAAUCCAAAAUCAUACUUCAGUAUAUUGAUGAGACGUGGAGGGAUAAGGCCCCGUUGUUGCCUUCUGAUCCUUAUCUCAAAUCUCAAGCCACUUUUUGGGCUGAUUACAUUGAUAAGAAGAUAUACGAAGGUGCAAAGAGAAUAUGGAGCUCAAAAGGCGAAGAGAUGCAAAAAGGAGGAGAGGAACUUGUAGGGUACCUCAAAGUGUUGGAAGGGGAGCUUGGAGAGAAGCCAUAUUUUAUGGGUGAGAGUUUUGGGUAUGUGGAUAUUGUGCUUAUAUCGUAUUACCACCAUUUUUAUGCAUAUGAGAUCCUUGGGAAGUUCAGUGUCAAGAAAGAAUGUCCAAAGUUGAUUGAUUGGGCUACAAAAUGCAUGGAAAGAGAGAGUGUUUCCAAGACUCUUGCUGAUCCAAACAAGAUUUACGAGGCUACAAUGGGGUACAGAAAGAACCUUGGCUUAGAACCCUAAUUAUACCAUUUCAUGCAUCCUUUCGUUUCAUAGCAUCAAACCUUUUGGUUGGUUUUUCAAAUUUAGGGUUUGUAUACUAUGAUCUGGGAUUUGAUAUCUGGUUGGGUUUGAGAAAAUCAGUUCAUAUCUUAUGAACUGAUUUUUACUGGUAAAUGAUUUGUCGUAAUAAUAAGGUGUAUUACUGUCUGGGGUUUGUAACUCUUGUACUUGUCCUAGUGUGUAGUAAUGGUCUUUAUAUGUAAGUUUGAAUUUUAUUUUAUAUGUAAUUGAAGCAAUGGAUGAAUUAAAUAAAUUUAUGAGAGGUUUGUUGU
Molecule: messenger RNA, 1112 nt
Organism: Cynara cardunculus var. scolymus (artichoke)
Lineage: Eukaryota; Viridiplantae; Streptophyta; Magnoliopsida; Asterales; Asteraceae
Product: probable glutathione S-transferase
Exons: 2
Coding region: 136-801 (221 amino acids)
Biological process (GO): glutathione metabolic process
Cellular component (GO): cytoplasm
Molecular function (GO): glutathione transferase activity
Source: RefSeq, a predicted model, not a curated record